UGGUGGGGAAACCAGCAGUGAGGAGCGCUCACCGGCGGCCGGUCGGGGGAAGCCCCGUGCCCCGCUCCUCCGCACGCCCGGCCCGACCCGGGCGCAGCGAGCAUGGGCGCAGCGGCCGUGCGCUGGCACUUGUGUGUGCUGCUCGCCCUGGGCGCGCGCGGGCGGCUGGCGGGGGGCAGCGGGCUCCCAGGGGCAGUCGACGUGGAUGAGUGCUCCGAGGGCACAGAUGACUGCCACAUCGAUGCCAUCUGCCAGAACACGCCCAAAUCCUACAAAUGCCUCUGCAAGCCAGGCUACAAGGGGGAAGGCAGGCAGUGUGAAGACAUCGACGAGUGUGAGAAUGACUACUACAACGGGGGCUGUGUGCACGAGUGCAUCAAUAUCCCGGGGAACUACAGGUGUACCUGCUUUGACGGCUUCAUGCUGGCCCACGACGGCCACAACUGCCUGGAUGUGGAUGAGUGUCAGGACAACAAUGGUGGCUGUCAGCAGAUCUGCGUCAAUGCCAUGGGCAGCUACGAGUGUCAGUGCCACAGUGGCUUUUUCCUCAGCGACAACCAGCACACCUGUAUCCACCGCUCCAACGAGGGUAUGAACUGCAUGAACAAAGACCAUGGCUGUGCCCACAUCUGCCGGGAGACGCCCAAAGGUGGGGUGGCCUGCGACUGCAGGCCCGGCUUUGACCUUGCCCAAAACCAGAAGGACUGCACACUAACCUGUAACUAUGGAAACGGAGGCUGCCAGCACAGCUGUGAGGACACGGACACGGGCCCCAUGUGCGGCUGCCACCAGAAGUACGCCCUCCACUCAGACGGUCGGACAUGCAUCGAGAAGGAUGAGGCUGCAAUUGAGCGCUCUCAGUUCAAUGCCACGUCAGUAGCUGAUGUGGACAAGCGGGUGAAACGGCGGCUACUCAUGGAGACGUGCGCAGUAAAUAAUGGAGGCUGUGACCGGACGUGCAAAGACACAGCCACCGGAGUGCGAUGCAGCUGCCCGGUUGGAUUCACGCUGCAGCCCGACGGGAAGACGUGCAAAGACAUCAACGAGUGCCUGGUCAACAACGGAGGCUGCGACCACUUCUGCCGCAACACCGUGGGCAGCUUCGAGUGUGGCUGCCGCAAGGGCUACAAGCUGCUGACCGACGAGCGGACGUGCCAAGACAUCGACGAGUGCUCCUUCGAGCGGACCUGUGAUCACAUCUGCAUCAACUCCCCCGGCAGCUUCCAGUGCCUGUGUCACCGCGGCUACACACUCUAUGGGACAACCCACUGCGGAGAUGUGGACGAGUGCAGCGUGGACAGUGGGAGCUGCGACCAGGGCUGCGUCAACACCAAGGGCAGCUACGAAUGCGUCUGCCCGCCGGGGAGGCGGCUGCACUGGAACCGGAAGGACUGUGUGGAGACGGGCAAGUGCCUUUCUCGGGCCAAGGCCUCACCCCGGGCCCAGCUGUCCUGCAGUAAGGUGGGAGGCGUGGAGAGCUGCCUCCUGUCCUGCCCAGCUCACACACACUUCAUGCCAGACUCGGAAAACAGCUACAGCCUGAGCUGCGGUGCCCCAGGUCUCCAGGGCAGGACGCUACAGAAACGCAACAGCACCAGCUCCAGCACUGGGUCCAGCUGCUCAGGUGCCCCCACCACCCCCAUCAGGCAGAAGGCUCGCUUCAAGAUCCGUGAUGCCAAGUGCCACCUCCAGCCCCACAGCCGGGAGCCCACGAAGGAGGCCCCGAGGCAGCUGCUGCUGGAAAACUGCCACCUGACAUUUGUGACCCUCAAGUGUGACUCCUCCAAGAAGAGGCGCCGUGGCCGAAAGUCCCCAUCCAAGGAGGUGACCCACAUCACAGCGGAGUUCGAGGUUGAGACAAAGAUGGAAGAGGCCUCAGAUACCUGCGAAGCGGACUGCGUGCGGAAGAGAGCAGAGCAGAGCUUGCAGGCUGCCAUCAAGACCCUGCGCAAGUCCAUCAGCCACCAGCAGUUCUCCGUCCAGGUCGCAGGCACUGAGUACGAGGUGGCCCAGCGGCCGGCCAAGGCCCUGGAGGGCCAGGGGGCGUGCGGCACAGGCCAGGUGCUACAGGAUGGCAAAUGCGUGGCCUGUGAGCCCGGCACCUACUUCAGUGGAGAGUCCAGCCAAUGUGUGCCAUGCACGCCCGGGACCUACCAGGACGGGGACGGCCAGCUCAGCUGCACACCGUGCCCCAGCAGCGACGGGCUCGGCCUGGCUGGUGCCCGCAACGUAUCUGAAUGUGGAGGCCAGUGCUCUCCAGGCUACUUCUCCGCCGACGGCUUCAGACCCUGCCAGGCUUGCCCGGUGGGCACAUACCAGCCCGAGCCUGGACGCACCGGCUGCUUCCCCUGCGGAGGGGGGCUGCUCACCAAGCACGAGGGCACAGCCUCCUUCCAAGACUGUGAGGCCAAAGUGCACUGCUCCCCAGGGCACCACUACAACACCACCACCCACCGCUGCAUCCGCUGCCCCGUCGGCACGUACCAGCCCGAGUUUGGCCAGAACCAUUGCGUCACCUGUCCAGGCGACACCAGCACCGACUUUGAUGGGUCCACCAACGUCACGCAUUGCAAAAACCAGCACUGCGGUGGCGAGCUUGGCGACUACACGGGCUACAUCGAGUCCCCCAACUACCCGGGUGACUACCCUGCCAACGCGGAGUGUGUGUGGCACAUCUCGCCGCCCCCCAAGCGCAGGAUCCUCAUCGUGGUCCCCGAGAUCUUCCUGCCCAUUGAGGACGAGUGCGGUGAUGUCCUGGUCAUGCGGAAGAGUGCCUCGCCCACGUCUAUCACCACGUACGAGACCUGCCAGACCUACGAGAGGCCCAUCGCCUUCACCUCCCGCUCCCGGAAGCUCUGGGUCCAGUUCAAAUCCAAUGAAGGCAACAGCGACAAAGGCUUCCAAGUGCCCUAUGUCACCUACGAUGAGGACUACCAGCAGUUAAUAGAAGAUAUCGUUCGCGAUGGACGGCUCUACGCCUCGGAGAAUCACCAGGAAAUUUUGAAAGACAAGAAGCUCAUCAAGGCUCUCUUCGAUGUGUUGGCCCAUCCCCAAAACUACUUCAAGUACACAGCCCAGGAGUCCAAGGAGAUGUUCCCACGGUCCUUCAUCAAACUGCUGCGCUCCAAAGUGUCCCGGUUUCUGCGGCCUUACAAAUAGCGCUGGUGUAGCCGCCCUGCUCGGGGACGGCCGGUGUCCCGGGGGGAGGGGAAGGGGAGCAUUCCUGCCCUCCACUGCAGAAGCUAAGACGCGGCUCCACGGGCCUCCAUGUUGCCACGUUGCCUUGGAAAUCAUCAUGGCAGCUGUCCUUCCACAAACACUGACCAGUCCGUGGAGGGUGAGACCACACCCAGGCAGAGCCCCCAACCCAGCUGCACUCCUCGGGCUGCCGCCCCAGUGGGAAAACUUGCUUAAGGCAGCCUUGCUCCCCUCUCCCUCCGCCCACUCAUUUCCAGGACACCAAGAGUGCCCUGUCCCGGGGCCAGGACACAGCACCACCCCCCCGGGGAGGUCCUGACAGAGUACACAUUUGGAGAUUGCAUGUGCCCCCCGCAUGACACUUCAGGAGAGAGAAGAGAGUGGCUGCUGCUAUCUCCAGGGAGACAAGAAGCCAGGCCUUAGAAGGAAGGGCACGUGAAGGCAUGUCUGGAGGGCUUUGAUAAGCCGGUAUCGAUGCCUGCUGCGGCGUCCCCACCCGCAAACUCCUCUGGCCACAGGCCCAGGACACAGUUGCCCUGUGGUUGGGCCCUAAGGAUUCUGUGGGACAGAAAAGAGCUGCUAGGGGAGGAAGCUGUAGAUUUGUGCUUUCCCUUGAUAGAGCAUCUAAUUAAGUAUUAUAUAUAUAAAUAUAAAUAUAUAUAUAAAUAUACUUCUAUUUGUGGGUACUUUAGGCAAAUUCUCUUAAGUGACUGUAAAUGUUGCAACCCCCACCUCAUCUCCCACCCGCCAGUGCAAGCCCCAGCUCUUGCUGGCUUCCCUGGCUGAUGAAACUGCUUCUCCAGGGACUUGUCGCCUCCGGUUACGUGAGGCCCGGAGCCUGCAGGACCGGGAGCAGGCAGGCUGGCCCUGGGCACACUGCGGAAUACAAGUUGUUUGGGGAUUGAGCUCCAGUGCUUUGCUGGAGUGUUGCCCUCAGAUGGAACGUGGUGGAAGGCAGUUUCCUUCCUGGGGUUAACUUCGGAGGGGCCUGUGUCUGACCCUGAGGCCAUGACCUUGGGGUCCAUGCUGUGCCCGAAUGCCACCAGAGGCAAGGCCAUUCUUACGUGAGCACAGGCUGUGCCACCACGAGGGGCCUCCCAUUUCUUUUGCCUGUGAGGGAGACAGCCCACGGAGGACUAGUGGCUGCCCCCAGGCAGGGGCGGCCCGGCAGUCGGAAGGCGCCGCUCCCAGGGCGGUCUUCUUUCUGCUGUGCCAUGCUGCCUCUCUCUCGGAGUCUCUCUCUGAAAAGAAAGCUGGAGCUUAACCAGGUUGCCUGGUGUCCCACUCAGCCAGGAAGCCGGCGCCUGGGAUGGAGCCUGUGAGGACCAGACAUGCUGAGGCCUGCCUGCUGGGGACAGCUGGCCACCGGGCGCAGGACAUGCACAGGAAGUGGUCUGUAUUUUUAGGGCUCACAAAUAUCCCAGACUCCAAGGAACACGGGGAAAUCUUAAAAUCAACCUGCCCGAUCCCCACUGCAGGUUGUGUCUUCCUCCUGCCAGAGCCAGGCUGAGGAGGGUGAAGAUGGAUGGCAGGCGAAAGGUCACUGGAGAUUCAGGGCUGGGGACAGGUAGCUCAUGAAGAAUUUCACAGUCCAGAAAAAAAGCUUGGAACUCAGGAAUUCUUCACUGCCGAUACCUGUCUCGGCAGCGUUGAGUCCCCGGCCUGACCGGCAUCGGUGCCUCCUCUGCCAAAGUCUAACUCAAGUUGGGAGGGGCAGCGCUUACCAAGGGUAAGUCAGUAUCAGCUGAGAAGCCCACACUGCCCUUCCCCCGGUCACAGCCUUGAAAGCCAGCCUUGGUUUCCAGAAAGAGACCUGUCUUCCCUUGGCAAGCCAUUGGCCAUCCCCAGAAACUAGACGAAUGUCCUCUAGAAUGAGCCCCCCAGCAACAGCUCCAACGGAGGGGCCUGGGAGGUUUUUGUUUCAAUCCUCCCAAAAAACUGAGGGGACCAGAAAGACCUCUCACCAUUCUGACCUCCUCCUGUACCCACUAACCCACCCACCCUGUUAGUGGGAGUCUACCCACGUUCCAUGGCCUCACACCACUGUGGUCUGACCCUGCCCAGCGUCCCCUGACUCAGCCCCAUCACCCUUCCUGAGUACCAGGUAGCCAGGAACCCACACAGUCACCAUCCACGCCUCUCUUCCCAGUAAAACCACCUCCCGCACUAUCAGGGGGACGCCAAGUCCAAGGAUGGGGUCUGUCCCGAAUCUCCACAUCAGCCCUCAGCCCCAUGCUGGGGAACUUGGGGGUCCCACCUGUUAAACUCAGAGCUGUCCCCAGUCCUCAGGGCUUGGUGGUCCUGGGGGAUCUCCCUGGACAACAAAGCACGUUCUCCACGUUUCCAUGUUGUGGAAGCCAGCGGUAACUUGGCUGAUGCCAGGUGGCCAUUCCACCUGAUUCCAGGUGAAAGGGAGAGAAAAGAGAAGGUGGGCAAGCCCUGGGCCCAGGUAGGGCAGGUCCCCAUGAUUAGUCCAGAAGGACAGACGCAGAGGACCAGGGGACAGGAGUCCCACGCCACCCGAGGGGGAAGCAAGAUGUGAGAGGAUGACCCAGGGGACGACAUCCCACUUCUGGAUGGACCUUGGCCUUGAGCAGCCACAGACUUGUCCCAUCCUGGGCCUUCCUUUUGCCUGGUGAGGACCCUCAGGAGCUGGCCAGUUAAUGAACUCCAAGGAAAGGAGCUAAGGAACAUGCUUCUGGAAGCAAAAGCCGGCCCAGGUGGCCAGGACCAAAAGCAAGUGCCAAGACCCGGAUGCUCUGAUGAGCUUGGUUCUGCAGAGAUGGCAAUGGAAGACCGAGGUGUCUCUGCACCCCACCACUGGGGACGGCAGUCCUGGAAGAAGUCUCACUACCCCACAUCCCAGCCUCCCUGGAACUCUCUGCUUCCACAGAAACAUGCCAAGGAAAGAGAAUCUGGUGGCCGACCAAGCCCUCAGUGAGACAGCGUUGAGGUCACCUCAUCUGCUUCCCCCAAUUCAGCUUGUUUUUCCCCAGUUACCUUCUUAUCUGAACCAGAACCUUGCAGCUGCAGCAUUAUGCUGGCUCCCCUCCCCCUGCAGCUCUCCCUCUCAUCUCUCAAAUGGCAGAAGCAGCCUCUGGGCCCCUGCACCCCCAGGUCGCAUCUGCCAGUGUGGGUGACCAUUCUUCCCAGAUCUGGCCCCCCAAGGGCGGUGCUUCCCAGCUCCUUCCCACCUCUGCGGUGACAGGUUUGAGGAGGCCGUGAGCCCCAAGCUGGCCGCCUUCCCUCCUGCCAUCCUCCCUUGGUUUUGGACACAGAUACAGUAGAACUGAAACCCAGGCUAUAAAGUCUCCAGAUCGAGGUGGUCAAAAGAGGCUGAUUCUGAAAGCCUGCAGAGAGAACCUCUCUCCCUCACUUCUUACAAAUGCAUGUUUCCUACCUGAACCCUCAUUCUCCCAGAGACACAGCCAAGGUCCCCCAUUUUCCACAACAAGAGGCCUGUGGCCUGCCGGAGCUAUAGCAGGUGCCUAAGUCACAUUUGGGGGGCGAGGGGAAAUAAUUAUUCCAGCACCUCCACCAUCCCCAGCAGAAAAAUAAGAUACUGAACUAAGUUGGGUCAUUCAGGAAAUGUUUUCUGAGCACCUACUGUGUGCUAGACUCCUAGAAAGGCAGAGCGUUGAUGGGAUCAGUGGGAAACCCCUCUGGUCACAGAUAAAGGUGAUUGAGGCUGAGCUGGGGGUGGGCAGAGUCCAGCACUCUUCUCAGAAAAAGGAGUCCCUACCCACAGUGCCACCCAGGACCCCCGGUAAGGAUAGAGGGUGUCCGCAGAAGGGGCAGAGCAGAGCCGGGGACGUACAUGUACAUUGCAAGAAUGUCUGAAGGAGAAGGUACAGCCAGCCCAGCCUCACGAUGCGGCCGCCUCCUCCACCAACAGAGAGAGACGCACGCUGGCCAACGCUGCUGACGUUGGGAGCCCGGCCACCACGCCCAGGACAGUGGGCUUGGCCCCCGCACAGUGCCUGCUGCCUGGGCCUGUACAGCCAAUGCUUCAGAAGGGAGGUAGCUUUCUUGGCACCCAGGGACACCAGCUAUUUUUUACUCCCUACUGCAUGCUUGGAAGUUAGUCAACCUGGUAAACCGCAUCUUAUCUCAAGGCCCGUCUUCUUCACCAAAGAUACCAAUGGUGGCAGCAGCCCAGCCCUUCUGACCAGGGGACAACGCCCAGCCAACGUCGUUCAGGCCAAAGACAGAAGGACUUGACAUUUGUGAGACACUUGUGAAUAGCUCCUAUUCUCCCACGGCUGCCUCUCCCACGGCUGCCUCUGCCUCUGAUCAGCACGCGCAGAUCACCAGCCCCUCCAAGAGUGAGCACUUCCUGUGUGCCAGACACAGGCCCAGUAUAAGCUGGAGUCAGCCUUACCCAGCCUGUUUUGCUUCUUGGAGAGGGUACCAGGAGAGGUGCAUGGCCACACGCUCCCUCCCAGCACCCUGCACAGAUGGCCCCCAAAGGACAGGACACUGUUUCCCUGAGGCCUCCUCAGACCCUGAACGGACCUGCUGAAAUUCUCUGUACGCCCCGAGUCUCAACAGGAAGGGCCAGGCUCUGAGCUCAACCCUUCACCACCUGCAAACAAAAUCCGCUGUCCCUGUGAGGUGGGUGGGACUAAACUUGAUCUUCAGAUGCGGGGCUAGAGAUUCUGGGAGGCCAAGUGAUCUUCCCAAGGCGAGUAGUUAAUAAUUCAUGGAAUUAAGAAUCAAAACCAAGCCCAUCUGAUCCCAAAGUAGAAAACAUCUCUGAAAUGUUGACACUGAAUUUGACAGAUGGCUCAGCCCUGGCAGUGGGGUGUCCAGGGAUGGGGAUCUGAAGGGCAGGAAGAGGAGAGGGCAAGGAGGGGUAGGGGGUUGGGGGCUUAGUGAAGGUCCUUCCCUCUGGAACAAGCACUGAAAACUCAUUCAGAGAGAGAUGGGCCUCUGCCUUCUCCCCUGGUGGAUAGGUCACUUCCGUUCCAACUUGAGCCCACUCAGUGAGCCAGACCGCAGCUUGGCAGUCCCCACAGCUUCCAGCCCAGGCCCUGAGCACAGCCCUGGAUACAUGUCGAGUGUCCCCUUCCCAAUUUUUGCCCUGCAGGCCCCAGCGCACACUCAUUAGAGAAUGUGGGUGUCCCUCACCUGACAGUGGUGAAAAGGAGGGCAGGAAGAGAAAGCUAGCUGAUGCCAAGUAUUUUGUUGUUUGGUCCAGAGGCCACAUAGAUCUUUUGUGGAAACUUCUUAUUCUGCUGAGUUUAGAACCUUCCAACAGUCCGAGCAGAGCCAGUGCAUUUGCUCUUACGCAGGAUAUCUGCACACCACUGGAGGGGUGGGGACCAGAGAGCUGAGCCCUUGUGCCCGCAGCCUUUACCUUGGGCUUCUCAGAAGGGACUGCCCGGUCCUGGCGCUUUGGCAAUCACUGCCCACAGAGUGACACAUAUCAGUGUAACCACCUUUUUCUUUUAGUUGCCUCAAAUAUUCAAGGUUUUGUUUUCUCCUUUAUGUUCAUACAUAUGCAUGUAAUUAAACAUUUGUGAAAAUCACUUUAAUAAUA
Messenger RNA from Hipposideros armiger (great roundleaf bat), 8740 nucleotides. It is a transcript of the gene SCUBE1, whose product is annotated as signal peptide, CUB domain and EGF like domain containing 1. The transcript is spliced from 23 exons. The record is from RefSeq and is a predicted model, not a curated record. Gene Ontology annotation, cellular component: cell surface. Gene Ontology annotation, molecular function: calcium ion binding. Lineage: Eukaryota; Metazoa; Chordata; Mammalia; Chiroptera; Hipposideridae. The coding region runs from base 103 to 3159 and encodes 1018 amino acids. Gene Ontology annotation, biological process: signal transduction.